Messenger RNA from Rhincodon typus (whale shark), 2940 nucleotides. It is a transcript of the gene klhl12, whose product is annotated as kelch-like family member 12. The coding region runs from base 413 to 2107 and encodes 564 amino acids. The record is from RefSeq and is a predicted model, not a curated record. Gene Ontology annotation, molecular function: protein binding. The transcript has 13 exons. Lineage: Eukaryota; Metazoa; Chordata; Chondrichthyes; Orectolobiformes; Rhincodontidae.
UAGUCCACCAGGAGCCGCGGCUGGAGGGCGGUAAGAGCUCGGCUCGGGCCCGGGGCUUGGAGCUGCGGCCUGACCCCCAGCUCCUCCACACAAUCUCCCAUCCCCUAACCUGGGUGGUAUGACUGGAUAUGGCUGAAGGCGAUUGAACUGGGAGAAAUUCUGUGAAAUUAGCUUUGCCCAGUUCUGGAAGAACGGAUAAUCUCAGGAGUGAUUGUAUGCUGCUGGCAGGUGGUGGACUUCAGUUCUCCCAUGGCUUAUCAAAUGUGCUAGUAACUCUGGUUUGGCAAACAAGUGUAAGAAUAAGCCUAAAUAAAAACCGAAAGAACUGUGGAUGCAGUAAGAAUAAGCAUUUUCUGUGACCUGUAGGUGACUAUCUCUCUCUUCACUGACUAUAAAAGUGGAAAGGCUGAACAUGGCUCCUCGGGAUAUAAUGACCAACUCACAUGCCAAGUCCAUUCUUAACACGAUGAACUCUCUGAGGAAGAGUAACACCCUGUGCGAUGUCACUUUGCGAGUUGAUAGCAAGGACUUUCCUGCUCAUCGUAUUGUGUUGGCCGCUUGCAGUGACUACUUCUGUGCCAUGUUUACCAGUGAGCUUUCAGAGAAAGGUAAAUCUGACAUUGAUAUCCAGGGUCUCACUGCUUCCACUAUGGAGAUCCUGUUGGAUUUUGUAUAUACUGAAACGGUCCAUGUCACAGUGGAAAAUGUUCAGGAAUUGCUUCCAGCAGCCUGUCUCCUGCAACUGAAAGGUGUGAAGCAGGCUUGCUGUGAAUUUUUGGAGAGCCAGUUAGACCCAUCCAACUGUCUGGGAAUCCAGGAAUUUGCAGAGACACACAGCUGUGUGGAUCUGAUGCAAGCAGCAGAGGUUUUCAGCCAGAAGAACUUUCCAGAAGUUGUCCAACAUGAGGAAUUCAUGCUGCUGAACAAGGGGGAAGUGGAAAAACUUAUUCGGUGUGAUGAAAUUCAGGUGGAUUCAGAAGAACCAGUGUUUGAAGCAGUAUUAAACUGGGUAAAACAUUCCAAGAAAGAACGAGAGGAAUUCCUACCGGAUCUGCUGCAAUAUGUCCGAAUGCCAUUGCUCACUCCGAGAUACAUUACAGAUGUAAUUGAUGCUGAGCCCCUGAUUCGGUAUAGUCUUCAGUGCCGAGAUCUGGUGGAUGAAGCCAAGAAAUUUCACCUGAGACCGGAAAUCCGCACACAGAUGCAGAGUCCCAGGACUAGACCAAGAUUGGGAGCCAAUGAGGUAUUGUUAGUGAUUGGAGGGUUCGGAAGUCAACAGUCUCCAAUUGACAUUGUGGAGAAGUACAAUCCCAAGUCUCAGGAGUGGAGCUUCCUACCUAGCAUCACUCGGAAACGGAGGUACGUGGCCACAGUCUCAUUGAAUGAUCGUAUUUAUGUAAUUGGAGGCUAUGAUGGUCGUUCCAGACUCAGCUCAGUAGAAUGCCUGGACUACACAUCUGAUGAAGAUGGUGUCUGGUACUCAGUAGCCCCGAUGAAUGUGCGCCGAGGCCUGGCUGGAGCGACAACACUUGGAGAUAUGAUCUAUGUGGCUGGUGGAUUUGAUGGCAGCAGACGUCACACGAGUAUGGAGCGAUAUGACCCAAAUAUUGACCAGUGGAGUAUGCUGGGUGAUAUGCAGACUGCACGAGAGGGAGCUGGUCUUGUUGUGGCCAAUGGAGUCAUCUACUGUCUUGGCGGCUACGAUGGGAUCAAUAUUUUAAGCUCUGUGGAGAGGUACGACCCACAUACGGGACACUGGACACAUGUCACACCAAUGGCUACCAAGCGAUCAGGUGCUGGGGUGGCUUUGCUGAAUGAUCAUAUUUAUGUGGUCGGAGGCUUUGAUGGAACUGCCCACCUUGCCUCAGUAGAAGGUUAUAACAUUCGCACAGAUUCUUGGGUAACAAUAACGAACAUGACAACACCUCGAUGCUACGUGGGAGCAGCUGUACUACGCGGGAGGUUAUAUGCUAUCGCUGGAUACGAUGGGAAUUCGUUGCUGAGCAGUAUAGAGUGUUAUGACCCCAUCGUCGACAGCUGGGAUGUGGUAACUUCAAUGGGAACCCAACGCUGUGAUGCUGGAGUGUGUGUGCUGCGUGAGAAAUGAGAAACAGACAGCGAGAGUGGAAUGGAAUCUCAAAUGAAAAGUGUGUUUCAGCAUUCCUUCAUUCAUGCCUUCAGCUGUGAUGUUUGUCUUUUUUUUUUCUUGGAGUGCAAUAUUUGGAGCUAAACGUAAAACUUUUAGAAAAUGAGCAACGAUUUGCACAAAAACAGUUGAAGCUGUGCAGCUAAGAACCUGGAUUAAGUGAAGUAUACAGUUCAGAAACUUAGAGACAAUAGAUUCAUGUAAGAAUUUCUGUUUUGGUUUGCAUUUCAUGUCAGUGUGGACUGGAAUGAGCUGUUUAUACACAUGGAGAGCAGCUGACUGCUAGACCACACCUCAUCCUGUUACUAGCUAACCUGAACUUUGAAGGAUUUUAACAUUAAGCAUUUUGAUAUGUGUUCAUUGCAUGUCUUGGCAACAGUGCACUGAACACCAGAACUCAAUGUACUGCAGUCAUUUCAGCACCUCAGCUUUCUCCAUAAUCGGUGAAAAAAACAGUAGCAGUCUAAAAUGCAAAAUGCCAGCCAAGACUGCCAGAGCCAGAUUCAAAUGUAGCAUCAGCACUGACUUGGAAGCAUUAUUUUUACUGUGGUACUGACUGAGCUAUGGUGAGAACUGUCCACUAUGAAUCUUUCCAGUACUGAGUGACAGCAUUUUAUUUAAAAGUGACUUUCUACAGUUAUGUACUGAAAGUGAACUAAUAAACCCUCUCCUGUAAGUCACAAGUUCAAUAAAUACCCUUACACAGGUUAUCCUUACAGAGCUUAUAUCAGAGAAAGACUAGUUGAUAUUGGAAGACUUGAAUAUUAAAAGUUACAUUUUUAAAGAAGUUUUCU